Manis javanica (Malayan pangolin) is the source of this 4664-nucleotide messenger RNA. RefSeq names its product zinc finger protein 229 (gene ZNF229). The record is from RefSeq and is a predicted model, not a curated record. NCBI's taxonomy places the organism in Eukaryota, Metazoa, Chordata, Mammalia, Pholidota, Manidae. Gene Ontology annotation, biological process: regulation of DNA-templated transcription.
AGGUGCUGGGAAGUGUAGUCCUGCCCCGACCUCGUCACCCACUUCCGCUUCCGUCCAGCGCAGCACCAACGUUGUUUCUCACGCGGUGCCUUGCCUUCUUGGGAUUGUUUCUUAUAAAAGAGGCAGGAAUAAUGUGACUUGGAUUAAAGAUGGCGGCGUGAGAGGAGAGACAGAGGCUUCCUCCUAAACUGAAUACAAUUAGAAAAUUUAAUUGGCGCAACUAAUCCUGAGAGAGCAACAGGAAAGAGGACGCUCAGACUGCACACACCUGGAGAAAAGAGCCGAUCUCAAGCGAACCGGAAACUUCUUUGGCUGUCCUCAGCCGUCUGCAGCAUUCUUGACUCCCUGGACUGCGUGUCCCUCCAGAGCAGGGCCUGUGCCUCAAGCUACUCAGGAAAGGUCUUCCGGAGGCAUGAUAUCCAGAGGGUGUGAACCUACUGGAGACCCAGAGCUUGGGGCCCCAAAGAAAGGACUCAGAAAAAGGCAAGUUCCUUCUUGAGCCCACAGGUUCCUGGAGCCUGGGAACCCGCCAGGCUCGGCAGGCACUUCUGACCCCAAGUAUCCAUCUGCAACCCCUUGUCAGAACUUGAAGAGUCUCAAGAAUGAAGAACUACUGGGUCUUUUGCUUCUCCAGCUUAGGAAGAUCAGACAAUAAAUAAAAUUGCUGCUGCUCUCGGAAAACCAAGGAGGAGACCAUGGAGGCUUUGAGCCCAAGGCCUGGGGAAAGAGCUCUUCCUUCUCACGCCUCAGCCCUUUCCCAGCAUGAGGAAGACAAGACCAAGUUGCAGGAGCCAUUGACGUUUGAGGACGUGGCUGUGAUCUUCAGCGAGGAGGAGCUCCAGUUGCUGGACCCCGCCCAGAGGCAGCUGUACCGAGACGUGAUGCUGGAGAACUUCUGGAACCUGGUCUCUCUAGGAGACAAGAAUGAAAAGAAUAUGGAGUAUAUUCAAGAAAGAGCAUUAAAGUUCCUUUCAUACAGAGAACUGUCCUACUUGAAAAUCUGGGAACAAGUGACUGGUGAAUUAGCUGGGAGUCUUGACCACAGAGUAAAUCUUCAAGGGAAAGAUUUCCAGUUCUCCAAAGAUGCUCCUGUCUGUCAGGGGUUGGAAGGAACAUAUACUCAGGGUUCACAUAUUGGAAUUUUGGUGGCCAGUCCUCAAGGGGAUGGAUCCGUCAAUUUAGAAAAUCAAGAAUUUCCAACCUGGAGACCAGUCUCCAUUCAAGAAUCUUGGAUGAAAGCCUUUGUGAAUGAGCCCUGGAAUGUUCGAGAAAGGUGUAAAAAACUUAACAUGGAAGAUAUGAUAUAUAAAUGUGACAGGGAUGAUUAUGGCUUCAGCUGGGUAUCACAUUGUCAUGAUGAUCAUAAAUUACCUGAAAGAGAGAGACCAUGUAGUUGUGAUAAAUGUAGAAAAGAUUGCAUUGCAAAGCAAAUACGUCAUUGCCCCAAUCCCGAAGAGAAUGGCUUUAAAACAAAUGGUUGUGGAAAUGGAUUUAGGGAAGAUUCAAACCUUCUCACUCAUCCAAGAGUGCCCUUGAAGGAGAAACCCUAUAAAUUUCACGAGUUUGUUAAGGGCUUGAGGCAACCUGCCUAUCUUGAGAGACAUCAAAGAAGUCCCAGUGGAGAGAAAUCCAGAAGCAAUGAGCAUAGUCAGGGCUUCAGGCAGAACACACGUAGGCACACCCGUCCCAGGGUCCAUGCAGGAGAGACGCCCUACAGAUGCGAUGUCUGUGGGAAGGCAUUCAGGUUUAAAUCAGUCUUUCUCAUUCAUCAAGGAGUACACACGGGGAAGAAACCCUAUACAUGUGAGGAGUGUGGGAAGGCCUUUGGCCGAAGCUCAAACCUGCUUGUGCAUCAGAGGGUCCACACUGGGGAGAAACCAUAUAAAUGCUGUGAGUGUGGAAAGGGCUUCAGCUACAGCUCGGUGCUCCAAGUCCAUCAGAGGCUGCACACAGGGGAGAAGCCCUACACGUGCACUGAGUGUGGCAAAGGGUUCUAUGCCAGGUCCGCACUACAUAAGCAUCAGCACCUCCACCCAGGAGGGAAGCCCUAUCGCUGUGUGGAGUGUGGGAAGGGCUUCAACUGUAGCUCCCAUCUCAGCAGCCAUCAGAAAACACACACAGAAGAGAAACCCUACCAGUGUGACAAGUGUGACAAAGGUUUCAGUUACAACUCGUACCUUCAAGCUCACCAGAGGGUUCACACGGGGCAGCGCCUCUAUGUGUGUGAUGUGUGCGGUAAGAGCUUCACUUACAGCUCGGGGCUUCUCAGGCAUCAGAGGCUGCACACGGGAGAGAAGCCCUACAAAUGCGAGUGUGGGAAGGGCUUUGGCCGAAGCUCAGAUCUCCACAUCCACCAGAGAGUCCACACGGGAGAGAAACCCUUCAAAUGUGUGGAGUGUGGGAAGGGCUUCCGGCGGAAUUCAGACCUUCACUGCCACCAGCGUGUCCACACAGGAGAGAGGCCCUUCGUGUGUGAUGUGUGUGGAAAGGGCUUUAUUUACAGCUCCGACCUCCUCAUCCAUCAGAGGACCCACACGGGAGAGAAGCCCUACAAAUGUGCCGAGUGCGGCAAAGGCUUCCGUUACAGCUCAGUUCUUCGCAUUCACGAGAGGGUCCACACUGGUGAGAAACCCUACAAGUGCAAAGAGUGUGGAAAAGGUUUUAGGUGCACUUCUAGUCUUUACAAACACCAGCGAAUCCACAUGGGAAAGAAGCCCUACACAUGUGAUCAGUGUGGCAAGGGAUUCAAUUAUGGCUCAAAUCUUCGCACCCACCAGAGACUGCACACAGGAGAGAAACCCUACAGAUGUGAGGUGUGUGGGAAGGGCUUCAAGUACAGCUCAGGUCUCCUCAGCCAUAAGACAGUCCACACUGGAGAGAGACCCUACAGAUGUGAGGUGUGUGGGAAGGGCUACAAUCAGAGGUCCUAUCUUCAAGAUCAUCAGAGGGUCCACACUGGUGAGAGACCCUAUAAAUGUGAUGAGUGUGGGAAGGACUUUGGUCGAAUCUCCUGCCUUCACGUGCAUCAGAGAGUCCACACCGGAGAGAAGCCGUACAAGUGUGAGGAGUGUGGGAAAGGCUUCAGUUACAGGGCAGGUCUUCGAAAUCACCAGAGAGUGCAUUUAAAUGAGAAACCGUAUGAGUAGGUGUGAGGUGACGCCUCCAGUUUGAACUCAGAACUUUCUAUUCACUUGAGAGCCCAUGCCGGAGGAGAACUUGACAAACAUGGUACGUACAGGGGCUGCAGACGUUUUCCUAGCAGCGAGUCUGCACAGGAAAGGAAGGAGCUGGAAGUUUGGCAAAUAUGAAAGCAGUUGAAUCACAAACUUCAGUCUUCGAGAGACUCUUGCACAGCGACUAGUCCUUAAAGAAGUGAUGUAGCAGUGGCUUCAGUGACAGUUGUCACUUUCAUCAGAGUAGGCCUAGGAGGGAGCUUUACAAAUGUUUACAAGUAGAAUGUAUCAAAGGAGCAAAUAUUCUUUGUUGCAGGAGAAACAUACAAAUGGGACACAUAGGGAAACAAUUACCACAUUGCUAAAAGUAAUGCUAUAUGUACCUUUCAGAAAAUGCUUCUUAUAAAAAUUGGAAGGUGAUGUCAUCACUGGUUGAAGCAAGUCCCUUUUAGAAGGCCUGGCAGUUGAAGGGAGAGUCUUCUUGGCAGGUCUGUGUAAUGUGUCUCCAUCAUGUUUUUGUGAUUGUGUUUUAUCUCAUAGAGGUAAACUGCUCUCAGAGAUUGUGCUAAACUGCAGGAGUAUUUCAUUUAAUCAUGUUUUAAAAAUCUGAUUGGGCUUUUAAUUGGCAUUGAAUGUAUAGGUUAAUUUAGAAAUUUUGAAAUGCUGAUUUGUUUUCCAUUUUGAAGUGUUUGUUUCCACUUAAUGUAUUUUAAAAGACUCCUCAGUAAUAUCUUUUAGAGAUUAAAAAAAUAGGUUCUGAACAGUCUGGAAUUUGUUAUUCAUGAACAUAAUAUGUUUACCCCAUUUCAUAAGCCAUUGACAUUUAAGACAAAUACUAGAACAUUUUUAAAUAUCAGAAAUAACCAUUGUAACCUGUCAGAAUAGCAGUAGUAAAAUAGAGUCACACAGCCACCAUCAAUGGAGAACUGUGUUAAUGUGCAUUCUUAUGGACUUCUUGGUGGGAAUGAAAAUAGUCUUUUUUUUUUAAAUUUGUCAGUGUAUGAAAUUCAAUUUGUAUAACCUUUGACGUGGCAAUAAGUGUAUAGUGAUUUAUACUUGGGAGCUAGUGGAAUAUACUUGCAUGUGUGGAAAAAGAUGUAUGUGUAUGACCCAGUUUCAUAGCAUGUUCUUAUGAUAGAAAAAAAAAUACUAAUACACCAAGUGUAAUGCAUGAAGGCACAUGCGUACAUGGGAAACCCACUAAAAAUAUUUGAGUGUACCUAUAAUGACUUUGAAGAUUGCCCACAAACUAGGGAACCUGGAAAGUUAUAGAACAACAAUUACGAGUAUGACCCAUUUUCUUAAUACGUGUUCAUGGGUGUAUGUUUUUAAAGAAAGAGAAGAUGAUGUGAGAAAAAGGUCAGUAUCAUAACUGCUUAUCUCUAGCAGGUGGGAUAUGGGGUAUAUAAAUACGUUCAUGUACUUUUAUGUAUUUUACUUUUAAACAGAGUGUAUAUCAAUUUUAUAACAAUAGUAAAGCUAUUUUUUUUU